This is a messenger RNA of Saprolegnia parasitica CBS 223.65, 1294 nucleotides long. RefSeq lists its product as hypothetical. The record is from RefSeq and is a predicted model, not a curated record. NCBI's taxonomy places the organism in Eukaryota, Oomycota, Saprolegniomycetes, Saprolegniales, Saprolegniaceae. The coding region runs from base 44 to 1294 and encodes 416 amino acids. The transcript is spliced from 2 exons.
CGUCGCCAACACAUCCGGCCCACUUUGCGUUUACAAGUAUCCCAUGGCGUUCGCGACACCAGCGUUUAGCCUUCACUCGCUCGUCGGGUGCUCGGCCACCUUGCGCGUUGGUGGCACCGCGAGUCAAAUCACAACGUCAGCGUGGUACGGGGACACGGUGAGUCCAUGGGUAGCUCGCACCACACGCACCGCGAACGGCAACAUCGUCACCAAGCACGGCGCACUCGUUCACGUGUCGACCGACCAUUUGACCAACGGCGACCAAAACAUCGUCCGGCUGCUGUACAAGGACAUCUUUCGUCUGUGCAUUCUGGGAAUCGUCGUCUUCUACCGGAUUUCGUCCAUCUACUAUCCCAUCUGGCUCGCGUUUCGGCGCCAGCACCAGCCGUUCGUAUCUUGGAUCUGGCAGCGCCACUUGGGGCUCGUGCUCCACAAGCGAGAGCGACACAACCUCUGCGUGCUCUUCUUGCUCUCUCUGGAAGCUGUCACGAGCGUGGAGGACAUUGUCGUUCACUGCCAGUACACUGUCUACACCAACGGCUCGUCGUAUGGGUCGCUGCUUCUGAUCUACAUGUCGAUCAUGCGCAUCGUCUGGCCCUGCGCACUGCUGCUGCUCGUCACCUCGCGGCUCCUUGGAGCUCUUCUCGGGCCCUCCAAGGCCUUUGCGGUCUCGGAAAACAUCUUUCUGCUCGGCGCGCCCGUCGUUUGGGUCUACAUUCCCAUGUACGUGACCAACCAGGGCAUGAGUCUCUUCCAGGGCUACCGCUGGACCGGCGCGAUCGUCCACCACUACACCAACUCGAUCUACAACGUGUACACCGACCAGCGCAACAGCUUUUCACUCUACUGGCGCCUUUUCGGUGUCUUCACGCUUGUUUCGCCACUUGUGGUUUUCGCACUCUCGGCGCUAUGGCGGUGCACCAUGCACACGGGCAGCAUCUCGGCGUACCUUCUCUCUCCCGUGGACCGGCGCGGGACCAAACGCAUCGAAUGCAGCGUGGAAAUCACCCCGCAGCUCGAGACGAUUUUGCGCGACUCGACGUAUUUUGUGCCGCCAAGCAUUGCGCGUCAGAUCACGCGCGCCAAGCUCCCAACGACGCAACGCUGCGAGGCGGGCAACCUCGCCGCCGAUGGCCUCGUGUGCCUCGUGUACGGCGAGCUCCACGUGCUCGGUUUCAUCGACUGGGGCCUCGCCUUUCCCAUUGAAAACAUAUUGGGACACGUCGCCGUCAUCCAUGGCAGCCACGCAGCGUUCGACCCGAAAGUCGUGCCCGAUGGUGCUCGGCAUCACUGA